Lotus japonicus is the source of this 1962-nucleotide messenger RNA. RefSeq names its product CBL-interacting serine/threonine-protein kinase 12-like. The transcript has a single exon. Lineage: Eukaryota; Viridiplantae; Streptophyta; Magnoliopsida; Fabales; Fabaceae. Gene Ontology annotation, biological process: signal transduction; protein phosphorylation. The record is from RefSeq and is a predicted model, not a curated record. The coding region runs from base 204 to 1742 and encodes 512 amino acids. Gene Ontology annotation, molecular function: ATP binding; protein kinase activity.
CCAAGUGUGAAUUAUUAUUAUUUGUUGCAAAACUAAACUAAUUGAGACCACAUUUCCUUGUGCCUACAUCUCCAUCCAUCACUACCAACAAAACAAUCCCAAAAAUCAUUGUAUGGAGGAGGAGAAAACCUAACUCAACAAACCAAAUCAUCAAUUCAAUUCAUUCAAUCAAUUUAUUUUCUCCAAUCCUCCUUCCUUCAUCCAUGGCGGACGUGCUUACCAGAAAAACCACCACCACCACCUCCGGCUCCGGCAAGAAGGAAACCUCAAACCUCCUCCUCGGCCGCUUCGAGAUUGGCAAGCUUCUCGGCCAUGGAACCUUCGCCAAAGUCUACUACGCCAGAAACAUCAAAAACGGCGAAGGCGUCGCCAUCAAAGUCAUCGACAAGGAGAAGAUUCUCAAAGGCGGUUUAGUCGCUCACAUCAAACGCGAGAUCUCAAUCCUCCGCCGCGUCCGCCACCCUAACAUCGUCCAGCUCUUCGAGGUCAUGGCGACCAAAACCAAGAUCUACUUCGUCAUGGAGUACGUCCGCGGCGGGGAGCUUUUCAACAAGGUGGCGAAGGGGAGGUUGAAGGAGGAGGUUGCGAGGAAGUAUUUCCAGCAAUUGAUCUCUGCUGUUGGAUUCUGCCAUGCUAGAGGCGUCUACCACCGCGAUCUGAAGCCGGAGAAUCUCUUGCUCGAUGAGAACGGUAAUCUCAAAGUCUCUGAUUUCGGAUUGAGUGCUGUUUCUGAUCAGAUUAGACAAGAUGGGUUGUUUCACACGUUUUGUGGAACACCGGCUUAUGUUGCUCCUGAGGUUCUUGCUAGGAAGGGUUACGAUGGUGCUAAGGUUGAUUUAUGGUCUUGUGGGGUUGUCUUGUUUGUGUUGAUGGCAGGGUAUUUACCUUUCCAUGACCAGAAUGUUAUGGCAAUGUAUAAGAAAAUUUACAGGGGUGAGUUUAGGUGUCCUAGGUGGUUUUCGCCGGAUUUGUCGAAGCUGUUGAUUCGCCUUCUCGAUACGAAACCUGAGACCAGGAUUGCAAUUCCUGAUAUUAUGGAGAAUAAGUGGUUCAAGAAAGGGUUCAAGCAGAUUAAGUUUUAUGUUGAGGAUGAUAGGCUUUGUAAUGUUGAUGAUAUUUUGGGUGAGAAUGAGGAUGAUGCAGCUUCGAUAACAUCUGUGGCGUCGGUUGCAUCGCUUUCGGAUUACUCGGCUUGUGAGUCUGAUUCUGAGGUAGAGAUUAGGAGGAGGCAGCAGCAUGGUCCGUUGCCGAGACCCGCGAGUUUGAAUGCUUUUGAUAUUAUAUCAAUGUCCCCCGGUUUCGACCUCUCUGGAUUGUUUGAGGAGAAAGGGGACGAGGCGAGGUUUGUGACUGCUGCGCCGGUUUCGAAGAUCAUAUCCAAAUUGGAGGAGAUUGCUCAUCUGGUUAGGUUUUCUGUGAGGAAGAAGGAUUGCAGGGUGAGCUUGGAGGGUACUAGAGAGGGUGUGAAGGGGCCAUUGACUAUUGCUGCUGAGAUAUUUGAAUUGACACCUACUUUGGUUGUGGUGGAGGUGAAGAAGAAGGGAGGAGACAGAGCUGAGUAUGAGAGGUUUUGCAACGAUGAAUUGAAACCUGGAUUGGAGAAUUUGAUGGCUGAGGAAGCUGAAAGUGAAACUCCUAAAAUCUUGUCUACACCUACUGAGCCUUCACUGCUGCGUGUGCUUUCUGAACCUGUGCACCAUACUGAUAUUGAAUCUCCGCGCUAUCUACCUGAAGAAGAGUGAGAUAGAGAAGAGAUAAAAGGUCUUUUGUUUUUUGUUUUUGUUUUUCAUUUAUAGACUGUGUAUUGGUGAUUGAUAAAUUUUCCCCAGGAUGGUCCUGCUUCUUAGGUUUGCUCCUUGAAAGAGCCUUAGGUUUUACUGCAUUUGUAUGUCUCUAAACGACUAUACGAAGAAGAAGAAAGCUAAUUGGAAUUUAGUGAAUGGAGUACAUAUUCUAUUUUUA